Molecule: messenger RNA, 2292 nt
Organism: Bradysia coprophila
Lineage: Eukaryota; Metazoa; Arthropoda; Insecta; Diptera; Sciaridae
Product: sodium-independent sulfate anion transporter-like
Biological process (GO): transmembrane transport
Cellular component (GO): membrane
Source: RefSeq, a predicted model, not a curated record
UGAUAUUAUGAAAAGAGAAAAAAGCGAUUUAGUAGUUUGCAUAUCUUUGAAAUGGUUGAGUCCAUUAGUAAAUCGGUGGAAGAACAAGAAGAGAUUCGGUUCUCGUACAUUGGCCAAGUGAAUAGCGGAUAUGUGUUAGAAAAUGAAGCCGAAUCACAUCGACUCCGGGGCAUUGACGAUCCGGAAGACCGUCCGAAGCGAAUUCUAAAACUGAAACCGUCCAUAAAUUGGAAAGGACAACUGAAGAAACGCAUAUUUAUACUGUCAUGGAUACGAAAGUAUGACAAAGACACCGCUAUCGGUGAUCUAAUAGCCGGCAUAACAUUAGGAUUGACUAUCAUUCCGCAAGCAAUUGCUUACGCUGCUUUGGCGGGAUUACCAUCACAGUAUGGCUUAUAUUCGGCAUUUAUGGGUUCCUUAAUCUACGUAUUCUUUGGAACCAUUAAGGAAGUAUCAAUCGGGCCCACUUCAUUGAUGUCGCUACUUACAUUACAGUAUACAUUAGACAAACCACCGCAAUAUGCGAUAGUAUUAACAUUUCUAGCUGGUUGCAUUGAAUUAUUAAUGGGCAUCCUCAGAUUAGGAUUCGUCGUGGAUUUCAUAUCGGUACCGGUUACCAAUGCCUUUACUUCAGCAACAUCACUAAUCAUUAUAGGAGCACAGCUGAAAAAUCUCCUCGGAAUAAGUUACUCGUCGAAGGGUUUUGCUGACUCACUGUACAAUCUGAUUGUUUAUAUUGGUGAUAGCCAAUUGUGGGAUGGUGUACUGGGUCUGAUCUGUUGCGUUUUUCUGCUGCUAUUGAGGCAAUUGAAAGACGCAAAGCUCAAAUCGGAAACCAAUUGGGCCAAAGUAUUUAACAAAUUCAUUUGGUAUUUGAGUCAAGCGAGGAAUGUUUUGAUUGUUAUAAUCACAUCAUGUGUUGCAUAUCAAUGGGCAAUUGGGACUGCACCAUUUAAACUAUCUGGAAAUGUUGAACCUGGUAUUCCGAGCUUCUCAUUGCCUCCAUUUCAGUUCGAACACAAUAAUCAGACAAUCGGUUUCAUUCAAAUAUGCACGGACCUGGGAACUGGAAUCGCCGUUGUACCAUUGGUGGCUGUUCUAGCCAACGUAGCCAUCGCUAAGGCGUUCAGUACUGGAUCAACGGUUGACGCUACCCAGGAGAUGUUUACAUUGGGCAUAUGCAAUCUUCUUGGCUCCUGUGUAUCGUCGAUGCCGACUUGUGGAGCAUUUACAAGAUCAGCUGUAAGCCAUGCCAGCGGAGUAAGAACUCCGUUUGCUGGAAUUUAUUCGGCCACGAUCACGUUGCUAGCGUUGAGCUUAUUGACUCCGUAUUUUUACUUCAUUCCAAAAGCAACGUUAGCUGCAGUCCUAACCAUUGCUGUGAUGUUUAUGAUUGACUUCAAGCUGCCGCUGCAUUUGUGGCGAAAUUCAAAGCGUGAUUUUUGGGCCUGGUGUGGUUGUUUCAUUGUGUGUCUAGCUGUUGGUGUAGAAAUUGGUCUCUUGUUCGGAGUGGUGUUAAACGUAUUGCAUCUGUUGUACAUGUGGGCCAGGCCAGAGACUACCGUAAAAGCAGAGGACAUCGACAACAUGCAGUACAUCCAUGUGACCUUGAACAUUGGAAUGUUUUUCCCGGGUAUCGACCAUUUACGCCAAAUGGUAAACAAGGCAUUGUAUGCUGCUGACUUUAAGGUUCCCGUUGUUAUCGAAUGCAUCAAAAUCACCGGCUUGGAUUAUACAGCCGCACAAGGACUGUGUAGUUUAGCCAAAGAUUUGAAGGAGCACCGGCAAGUGUUGGUACUUCAAAAUUUGGACACAAAGCUGCAGAGUUAUAUUUCGUCGGAGAAUGUGAUCUUUUGUAGCAGAGAGGAAACAUUGAAGGAGAUCAUUACACAGGAAUCGAUCCGCAGUGGAUCGAUUAGUUUGAUGGCGCAUAUUAGGGCUUCCAUUGACUUGGGGUAUAAAGUUGACCCGUUGAUUGAUCACACCGAUGUAGAAAAUCAGAACUGAAUGAAUUGUGCUUAGUAAAUAACAAAUUACGGGCACUCCUAGUCAAAGCUGUUGUGUCAUUCAGUUCUCUUCGAGUUAUUUGAAUUUUAUUUUUUUGUUGUUCCUUGCUGUUUGCUUGGUAUGAAAAAUUUUGAUGUACAAGGGGUCAAUAACCUAGCCGUUUUGUAGAUGGUUUUCCGACCGAAAAAGAAAUUAAUUGCACAAUUGUUCCUGCCAAGCAACAUUAGGUUGAAUGUAAUCUAUUUGAAUGUUAUUUAUUGACAAUAUUAAAGAAACUAAAUCCAA